AUAAGUGUUUUGAGCCAAAUUUAAUACUACUGCUGACAGAACAUUGUAACUAUGUAAGAUAAGGUGCAUCUACUUACACUUCAGACAAAGGCCACACUUUACAGUUUGCACACAAACACUCUAUAUAUACCUCUACCACUUUCUGCACUAAUGCAAUACAUAAUCUCCUCUAAGAUCUCAAUUAAGUAGCUUAUUUCUUUCAGGCCCUUGAAGCUUUCUUAAAUUCUCCUUUCAGUUACAAUGAGGAUGGUGAACACCAGAGUAUGCCUGUGGUUUCAAAUACUAGCUGUAGCGCUAGUUCUGCUCAAAGUCGAUAGUUUUGAUGUUGGUAUCACUUAUCUCCAGAGUGCUGUAGCAAAAGGAGCAGUAUGUCUGGAUGGAAGCCCACCGGCUUAUCAUAUGUCCAAGGGGUUUGGUGCUGGAAUUAAUAAUUGGUUGGUCCACUUCGAGGGAGGAGGUUGGUGCAACAAUGCGACUACCUGCCUUGAUCGUAUAAAUACACGCUUAGGUUCUUCCAAGCAAAUGACGAAAGUACUAUCAUUCUCAGGGAUGUUUAGCAACAAAGCUAAGUUUAAUCCAGACUUCUACGACUGGAACACAAUCAAGGUUAGGUAUUGUGAUGGAGCAUCAUUCACUGGGGAUGUAGAAGCAGUUGAUCCUGCUACUAAUCUUCACUAUAGAGGACAAAGGAUUUUUCUCGCUGUUAUUGAGGAUUUAUUAGCAAAAGGAAUGAAGGAUGCAAAAAAUGCAAUAAUUUCUGGCUGUUCGGCUGGUGGAUUAGCUUCCAUAUUGCAUUGUGAUAAAUUUAAAUCUCUUCUACCUGCGAGUGCAAAAGUGAAAUGCCUUGCUGAUGCGGGUUACUUCAUUAAUGUAAAGUCUGUUGCUGGAACAUCACAUAUCGAAUCUAUAUACGAUGACGUUGUCAGAACACAUGGAUCAGCGAAGAACUUGCCUUCAUCUUGCACUUCACGACUCAAACCGGGUUUGUGUUUUUUCCCUCAAAACGUGGUGCAACAAAUCCAAACACCAAUCUUUCUGCUAAAUGCGGCCUAUGAUUCGUGGCAGGUAAAGAACAUUUUGGCUCCUGGUGUUGCUGAUCCCCAUGGCACCUGGAGCAAUUGCAAGCAGGAUAUAACAAAGUGCUCUGCAGCUCAACUUAAAACCUUGCAAGAAUUUAGGACGCAGUUUUUGAGUGCUGCACCUGCAGUGGGUAGCUCUAAAUCUAGAGGGCUUUACUUAAACUCUUGCUAUGCCCACUGUCAAACCGGAACACAGGAAACUUGGCUAAGGGCUGACUCUCCCUUGUUGGAUAACAAGACGAUUGCGAAGGCAAUAGGGGACUGGUACUACGACAGGAGUCCAUUCCAGAAGAUAGAUUGUCCAUACCCUUGUGAUAAAACUUGUCACAACCGGAUUUUUGAAUGAGCACCCGAUUUGCAUCACAAAUCCUACCUUGGCCGCUAUAAUUGCUUGUCUAUCAAUUCAUGUUUAUCUUAAAAUAAAAAGGGAAUAUGGGGAAGAAAGUUUAUGAUUGAUCAAGUUGCUGGAAUAAAGUCUGCACAAGCUGCGAUCUGGUGCUUGUAAUAUAAUGAAAUCAGUGGAGUGACUCUGAUAAUUGAUGUAAUUGAAUAUCAGAUGCUAUUAUUUUUAAUUUUAUUAACAUAUUUAUCUUAUUCAUUAAAUAUGCAUCAACCAUGUUGUAUAUCUUUACUGUAUAUGAUCACAGUUUACUUUCUUGUUUUA
Molecule: messenger RNA, 1743 nt
Organism: Daucus carota subsp. sativus
Lineage: Eukaryota; Viridiplantae; Streptophyta; Magnoliopsida; Apiales; Apiaceae
Product: pectin acetylesterase 8
Exons: 13
Coding region: 241-1425 (394 amino acids)
Biological process (GO): cell wall organization
Cellular component (GO): plant-type cell wall
Molecular function (GO): pectin acetylesterase activity
Source: RefSeq, a predicted model, not a curated record